Rhinopithecus roxellana (golden snub-nosed monkey) is the source of this 3379-nucleotide messenger RNA. RefSeq names its product potassium voltage-gated channel subfamily D member 2 (gene KCND2). Gene Ontology annotation, molecular function: voltage-gated monoatomic ion channel activity involved in regulation of postsynaptic membrane potential; A-type (transient outward) potassium channel activity. Bases 1 to 900 code for a protein of 299 amino acids. Gene Ontology annotation, cellular component: membrane; voltage-gated potassium channel complex. NCBI's taxonomy places the organism in Eukaryota, Metazoa, Chordata, Mammalia, Primates, Cercopithecidae. Gene Ontology annotation, biological process: potassium ion transmembrane transport. The transcript is spliced from 7 exons. The record is from RefSeq and is a predicted model, not a curated record.
AUGCACCAUGGGGAGUUUCAUGCAACAGAGUUACCUUUCAAAGGCCAGGAAGAGAUGGAAGCAACAGCCGCAGACUGUGAAUUUGCUGCCUUUCAACGAACUGGUGUAUCUCCCUACUUUUCGUAUGGUGACAUGGUGCCAAAAACCAUAGCAGGGAAGAUUUUUGGUUCUAUCUGUUCGCUGAGUGGGGUCUUGGUCAUUGCUCUACCCGUUCCGGUGAUUGUAUCCAACUUCAGUCGUAUCUACCACCAGAAUCAACGAGCAGACAAACGAAGGGCACAGAAGAAAGCUAGACUGGCCAGGAUCCGGGCAGCCAAGAGUGGAAGUGCAAAUGCUUACAUGCAGAGCAAACGGAAUGGUUUACUCAGUAAUCAGCUGCAGUCCUCAGAGGAUGAGCAGGCUUUUGUUAGCAAAUCCGGCUCCAGCUUUGAAACCCAGCACCACCACCUGCUUCACUGCCUGGAAAAAACCACGAAUCACGAGUUUGUGGACGAACAAGUCUUUGAAGAAAGCUGCAUGGAAGUUGCAACUGUUAAUCGUCCUUCAAGUCACAGUCCCUCACUGUCUUCACAACAGGGAGUCACCAGCACCUGCUGUUCACGACGACACAAAAAAACUUUUCGCAUCCCAAAUGCCAACGUAUCAGGAAGCCAUCGAGGUAGUGUACAAGAACUCAGCACGAUUCAGAUCAGAUGUGUGGAGAGAACGCCUCUAUCUAACAGCCGAUCCAGUUUAAAUGCCAAAAUGGAAGAGUGUGUUAAACUAAACUGUGAACAACCUUAUGUGACUACAGCAAUAAUAAGCAUCCCAACACCUCCAGUAACCACACCAGAAGGAGACGAUAGGCCAGAAUCUCCUGAGUACUCAGGAGGAAAUAUUGUCAGAGUUUCUGCUUUGUAAGACAAUUGGAAUAAGGUUUAAGAGAAUUUGAGUCCUGGCUGUGAAAAGAAUCUCAACGUAGAAGAAAGAAGAAACAAAUAUUCUGCAGAUUAAGGCAGCAAAGCAAGAAGGUUGGAAAUGAAACAAAAACAAAGCUUCCAAUCUUAAGGAUGUGAAUAAAACCACCAAAUGGCAUUUCUAGACAGUUUGACCUGUUAUACAGAGUAAUAUUCUGUGGCCCUUUGACUUUGUGAAUGAGCACAAUGAAAUGCCGCCUAUUGAUGCUUCUUAUGAUCAGAACUCUUUUUUAAUAAAAUUAAUAAAAUAAAUCUUUGAACAUAAUGUUCCAGUUGAAUGCAAAACAAAAAAAAUAUGGAAAACAUUUUGAUAAAAUUUUUUCCUGUUAAAACCAUGAACAUUGGCUAUGAUGAAGAUUAUUACAUAUGAAAAAAAAAACCACAACAUAUUUGUAUUGACUGAAGGAAGCCAUCAUAAUGCAUGCUAGAAUUCUUUGAAGCAGUGAUCUCAGUUUCUUUAUGUUGUCUUCAGAAUAGGCAUGAUAAACUAUAAUUGUAGAAAGGGGUAAUUUCUGUGCACUUACAACAAGCUGAGUGUUCAUGUUCCAUGGUGGGCUGUGCAAAUAAACUCCUUUUAGAACUGCAGUAUUUCUCAUGGGGAUACUCAUUAGUAAAUCUAAAGUGUUCAGAUAGUUCAGUAUUAAUUAUCGUUUAACUUUGCACCUAGAUACUGUUACAACUGCAAUAAUUCAUUGUACAACUGUUGUAUCAGGAAUCAGGAUUUUUCUGUUGUUGUACUUUCCAGAUCUUUAUAGAUACGGUAGAGCCACAUUCGUAGAAAAACUUCUGGUGUGGCCAGGUUUUAGGUAACUUUUUAAUCCAAAACUAUUGUGCCAUAAAUGUUUUUCAGUAAUAUUCUUUGGUCCACUGUAUACCUGUGACACAGUGCAUUAUCUGUUCUUGUAUUUCUAUAGCACCUUUCUAUUGGGUUUAUCAUCAUCAACAAGACUAAUGUUUACUGUAGUUCAAGUGACUUUCCUACUUUUGUAUUUCAAAAAAAAAAAAAUUAUCUGGUAAGUAGAUUGUCAUCAAUCCCCUUGUCAAAAAUGAGAAAAAAAAGGAGUUGACCCAUGUAAAUUAUCACUAAUGUCUUUGUUGUUUAUGGAAAAGCCCAGAUACUGGAUCUAUCACUAUGUAUUUUAUGAAAAGAAUUGACUGGGACUAAUAUCACAGGAUCGGUCAUCUCAGAGUCUUACUUGAUGUAUUAUUUAUUUUGCCUCAGAUCUUGAAUGCAUUUUGAGAAUAACUAAUGUGGACUGAAAUGUAGAGAUAAACUAGAGUGCUUUAUUGAGCAAUAUUUGAUGAAAGCAUGCUUUCUACGCCAUUCAGGAAGGCAGCACAAAUUUAUCUCAGAAAAGUUCCUGUGUAUUGCGAGGUACAAUUUUCUCCAAUAAAUCAGGAGGACAGGAGUUUGAUGAUACAAAGUUGAUCUCUGUACAUUUAAGUGAAAAGUUUUGAUAACUUUUCACCCUUAAAAUAUUUCAGCAGACAUGUCUGCACGUGACAGUGUAAAAAAGUUUAAAGUCAAAUGCAAAGUUUUUAUUCAUUCCAAGCCACCACUGUAAGGAAUAAAGCUUAGCUUCUGUACAUGGAAAGAGUUAAUAAUUAUUCCUCUAUUAGAGAUGAGAUUUUUAAAUGCUUAUAUAUUUUGUCAUAAAAAGAGAUUAAUCCAACCAUUUUCAAGUAAAGCCAGAAAUCCUUGCUUCCCAUUUCUAGAAUAGCUUCUAGAACAGUGCUAUGCACAUAUUAGAUCUUAAUAAACAUUUGCUGACUGAAAGUAAGAUAAACUCAACUAUCUCUUGGGAAGAACUGGCUUUAUUCCUAGUACAUCUUUUAAAAAGUUACUAAUAUUCCAGCAGUACAAAUAUUAACAAUUAUAUUAACACCUGCCUCAUGUCACUUUGUGCUUCUAGAGCAAUGUCUAGUGAAACUUAUCUGAUGGCAUUUAUUGAAAACUUUCUAAAAAGUAGACUAAGGAAACCAUAAUCAGAAUUACUAUGUCUUUUGAUUCCCAAUGAGAAGUUCUAUUUUCAUGUUCUUAAUAUUACAUAAAAGAAAAUGCAGUUAGGUUAUUUCAAUUGACAAUUCUGCCUUCUCUUUUGAUUUAUCACUUAUCCAAAAUUAUUAAUUUUAUUAGGCUUUUGGAAAAGAAAAAAACCUUUUUGAUGUUUUAGGUGAUUUAAAAAUAUACUGUGUUGGUGGUGAAUGACUAUUGAUGACUGUUAAGUGCAUCUGUAUUGUAAGUGAAAUGUAAUUAUUUCUGUGUACCAUAUGGAGUAACUAAGGUCAUUGUUUUUGACAAUUUUGUUUGAAAUUCAUAUAUCUUAUUUCAAAGGAUAGCAUAAUAUCUGCAUUAUGCUGGAAAAAAAUAGACCUUUGGAGAAUACUUAAAUAAAACAUGUGCAUGCUUGAACAGGACAGAA